CCAUAAACCGGCUCUGAUUCGGUUCUGCAGAGAAAGACAGUAGGACACAGCUACACCCGGUUAAUCUCCGAGUAAACCGGUUUAUUUGUGUGUAUCUGAACGCUUGUAGGAGCAGAUAGAGAAUCAUUAAAAUCCUCUCAUUUGAAUAUGUAAGCUGUCAUGUUUACUAAAUGUUAUUAAAAGGGUAAUCUCAACGUUUUAAUAGUAAAAUCUGACAACAGUCCCUUUAAAAUCCCGGAGAAAAACAGAUAACUGUGAUAUUUGAUGGCAUUCUCCGGCCGGACCCGGUGUAUGCCCAUGGGUUUGAGGACUUUAAGCGAGAUCUUUGAAAUUGCCAAUCGCAACACUGGAGCACAACCUGGCAACCAGGAGCGAUGUAUCAGCCGGAUCAGCUGUUCAAUCAGGUACUUGUCUUCCUGUGGAAUCCUGAUGACUCGCACUCCGAGAAUGCUCUCCUUCCAGGAAGUGGAACUGACUCCCACUCAUCACAGGAGGAGCUUCAUCAGUCUCAGCAAUAAGAGGAAAGAGUACUCAGAGAGGAGGAUAAUGGGGUAUUCUAUGCAGGAGAUGUAUGAUGUCGUAGCCAACGUUGAUGACUACAAAUACUUUGUGCCUUGGUGCAAAAAGUCUCAAGUCAUCACGAGAAGAUCGGGUCAUGCUAAAGCUGAGCUUGAGGUGGGCUUCCCCCCAGUUAUCGAACGCUACACGUCUAUGAUCAGUCAUGUUCGUCCACACCUCGUCAAAGCAGUGUGCACAGAUGGCAAACUCUUUAACCACCUGGAAACGAUGUGGCGCUUCAGUCCGGGUAUUCCUGGGUAUCCGCGGACCUGCACAGUGGAUUUCUCUAUAUCCUUCGAGUUCCGCUCUCUGCUGCACUCUCAGCUGGCGACGGUGUUUUUCGACGAGGUUGUAAAGCAGAUGGUGACUGCGUUCGAGCACAGAGCAUGCAAGCUCUACGGACCAGAAACGCAGAUCCCACGCGAGCUCAUGUUCCACGAGGUCAGUCAGAUGUGAGACCAAUGCGUGCUGUAAAUUGGGAAUCUCGCACGUCUCCAGAUGGUUCUGAUAAAGGUCCAGUUUAUUAAUGUUAUAUUAUAAGGAAUUGUAAGGGAACUUAGCUUUGUGUUCACUUUGUAUUUGCUGUGAUGAUACAGCAUCUCUCUCUACCUCACAGAGUGCGUUUACAUCUGUUACGACUCUGCUUAUUUUAAGCAUUAUGUACUACACAGCAUUGUGUAACUGCUUUUUCUGAAACACAAAAGGAAAAUAAUAAUGAACUGUAUGAUGCACGUGAUGAUACUGAAUGUAAUAGCAUUUCAAAGACUCUACAUGCUCACUUUCAAUAGUUCAAUAGUUUUUUUUCCAUGUUAUUUCCUAUCAAAUUUGAUAUUUUAGAUUUGAUAUAUCAGUGGUUGUAUGGUUGGGGGCCGCAUUUGUGGAUGGUAAGCCCCUUAACUCACUGCUGUUGUCCAUUUUCCCGUUUACUCACAGCCUUUUUUCCUUCUCGUCCUCGAUUAAAAUGACGUAUGAGUUCUGAUCUGGCUGUUCAGACAGAGUCCCAUUCAUCAUAUUUCAGUAAAAAUCAUAUUUCAAUACCAUAUAUUGAAGUGGCCCAAAUAGGAAUAGAAAAUAUCAGAUUCAAUGUGGUUUUGCUGUUCACACUGCCACACAAACAACACAUCUGUGUCACAUAUGAUGUAAAAGAUCAGAUUUGAGACCCUGUUACUUGCUGUGUGAACAUAAACUAAGUUAUAUGUUGUGUUUUGUUCAAAAUAUUGCAGUUUAAGUAAGAUUCUCCUCUUCACUCUUUUUCUUCCAGUUACUGUGACACAUCCCUGACUGAGUACACCCCAAAAAAAUAUUGUAUCACCAUAUUUGAAGACAUUAUUUUAUUUAUUUGACAAUUUUUUUUUUCUUUUCAGUUUUGCUGCACACCAUCUAAUUAAACAGGAUAUUCGGCACUCUUUAUAAUUAUAUGUACAGUUAGGUCACUGUUCAUUAAAGCCCUGAUAAUAUUCUUGAAAUCCUUGAAAAGGCAAAAAUAAAAGAAUAUUGUGGAUACAAUAUUGUGAUAUUGCCCAGAUCUAACAAAAACUAAAAAAAAACUAAAAAAAAAAAGACAGAGAGAUUACCCCCUUCCCCAAUAGUUUGUCAGUUUGUUAUUUUAAAUAUAUCUUACAUAAUGUGGUUCUAUUGGUUUUCCAUUUAUUAAAAGCUUUUAUUUUUGGAUUUAUUUAAAACUGAAAAUUACCAUCUUCAGCAAACACAAAUAAUUAUAAUAGAAAUACAGUUAAGUAAUGCAAAAUAAGUUUUUGUUUCAUUAUAUGUAGUAUAUGUGUGUAUGCACAUAUAUAGUACUCACCUUAUUACUAAAUGUAGCAUUAUUUAAUAUAAACAUACUUUACUUUAACAUACAUGUCUCCUAACUCAGAGACUCAGGGCUGGUAAAAGUCAAGAUAAGCCUUUAUGAUUACGGUCUUAUAAAUUGUGAAUGCAGCUUGUUUGAACACACAAACUACAUGUAUUAUUUGCUGUAUUUCUGUAUCUGUACUGUAUAAUCUAGCAUGCCAAUUCUUACCGUAUUCCGGGAUCUUGGUGUCUUACUGAAGAAAUGUGUACUGAUUUUUUUUGUUUGUAAAGUUUUAACAGUAUAAAGUGUCAUUUUAGAGUCCUAACAUUAAAUGUAUUACUAUUAAGAACACUACAGUAAAAAUAAAACAUAUUUAACCUUUAACAUUAACUGAAAUCACAUCUUCAGCUUUGAACAAACUAGUGUCAAGUCCCUGUUGAGACUGUACUUUUAUGUUACAUCUUUUAUGUAUGUGUAUUCCUAUAAAUUAUUUUUGAAAUACAUUUGCGUUUUUUUUUAUAGUGGUAAAGACAACUACAAAGUUGACUUUUUCCAAAAUAUAUGGAUCUAAGGUCCUUAAAAUAUUACUUAAAAUAUGUAUCCAGAUAUAAAUCAAAACAUCAACAAGCACAAAAAAGGAGGAACAUUGUGAGUAGUGUUAUUUGGUAUUAAACCAGCAGUGUCAUUAUUUUAAAAUGUUCUGCAUUGUAGAUUAAUAAUAAAGUCAUCCAAACUAUGAAGAAAAACUACUUAAAAAUUAUUUAGUAAACAAAUAGGGUUAAUCAAAGUUGCACCUCUUGCACUUCUCAGGUCAGCUUUAUGAGGUAGAGUCCUUUGAAAUUACUUAGUUAACAGCUGUGCUGAACUCAUCAAGAGUUAAUUACUUGAAUUUCUUGUCUCUUAAUGUGUUUGAGAGCAUCAGUUAUAGUAAAGUAGUAAAGAGGUAGAGUUACAGGUAUACAGUGAAUAGUGAAUAUUUGAGUAGUUCUUGCCAUAAUAUGGAUAAGAACAUUACUAAAUAAAAAGUAACAAAAAAAAAAGUCAAGAACUUAAUUUCUGAUAAGUAUUCUGAGAAUCACUUAAAAAAAUAAAGAUCAGCCAAUCCGAGACAUUUCAAGAACUUUGAAAGUAUCCUUAAGUGCAGUCACAAUGACUAUCAAAAACAGUAUGAUGAUCGCACAAGGAAAAAAAGAGCAAAGAGCAAGAGUUUCCUCUGUUGCACAGGAUAAAUUAAUCAGAGUUACCGUCCUCAGAAACGCAAUUUAAAAGCAUCCUAGAUUAAAGCACCUUAAUGUUUAUUUCAGUUUGUUUAAAAUUCUUAAGUUACUACAUAAUUCCUUGUGUUACUUCUAAUGUAAGUCUGGAUGACUUCACUAUUCAUUUACAAUGUAGAAAGAAAAAUAAAUAAAUGAGAAUAUGUUUCCAAACCUUUGACUGGUACUGUAUGUAUUUGUAUUACAGUUUUCUUUAAGAUCAGUAAGGUCUCUAAAAAUGCUGCAGAAAAUAUUUUUUUCAAUAAAUAAAAUGAUUAAAUACA
Astyanax mexicanus (Mexican tetra) is the source of this 3887-nucleotide messenger RNA. It is a transcript of the gene coq10a, whose product is annotated as coenzyme Q10A. NCBI's taxonomy places the organism in Eukaryota, Metazoa, Chordata, Actinopteri, Characiformes, Acestrorhamphidae. Gene Ontology annotation, molecular function: ubiquinone binding. The record is from RefSeq and is a predicted model, not a curated record. The transcript is spliced from 5 exons. Gene Ontology annotation, biological process: cellular respiration; ubiquinone biosynthetic process. Gene Ontology annotation, cellular component: mitochondrion. Bases 265 to 1014 code for a protein of 249 amino acids.